UAGACCCAGCAAACCGCGCUGGUCCGCCUAGCAAGUAGAGGCGGAGCUUCUAGGAGCCUUCGGGUCGGGUGGGGCGGGGCGGGGGGGGGGCCUGGUCAGAGCACCUCCCCCACGACGUGGUCUGCGUGAUAAUGGGGCUUCGGCUAGAACGUGGCCUCUGCUGUCUAGGCCCCUUCUUGGCUCGGAGAGGCGGAGCUGCUUCUGCUUUCCCGAUCUGGAUUUCAAAAUUAUAAAAUUCCAGGUGGAAAGGGGUUGGUGUUGAAUGUGUUGGGGAAACGCUGGGAAUCGGGGCGCAGUAUAGGGUGAGGCAGUGUCUUGGCAACAUGAAUUACUCCGGCCAAGGCUCCCCACUGAGCCCGGAGCCUAACGGCCGGGGCGGCAGAAGCGCCUGGGAACUCGACCCCGAUGCGGUUUACAGUAGCGUUUGCUGCUACGAGCAUCUCCCCGGAGGGGACCCGACGGAUGCCGAGGUGACCUUGGCCCUGCUGGGCGGGGACCCGGGGCUACCCUUAGCACAAGGCAUGGAAGAGCAUAGCCACCAUUUGACUCUAGAUUCAGACGAGACCUACGACUUCAGUUCUGCAGAGUCAGGCUCCUCCCUGCGCUACUACAGCGAGGGUGACAGCGGCGGCGGCGGCGGCGGCGGCGGCGGAGGCAGCAGCUCUUCUUCCCUGCUGAUUCCGCCGCCCACCCAGCCGUCCUCUCUUCACUCGUCGAUCUCUGGCAGUGCAGUGGCUACGACUGCAGAUUCGGGGGAAAGAAAACGAACCCGCUCGGGCUGCCCAGCUUCCCGGCAUCGUUACGAAGUGGUGGCCGAAUUGGGGCCCGAGGAAGUCCGCUGGUUUUAUAAGGAAGAUAAGAAGACCUGGAAGCCCUUCAUUGGCUAUGACUCUCUCCGCAUUGAGCUGGCCUUCCGGACCCUGAUUCAGGUGACUGACAACCGGCCGCGGCCCCUGAGAGGAGACCCCACCCCAGCCUCGAGCUCUGAGGAAGAGGACGAAGACGAAGAGCGCCCUCGCGUCUGCUCUCGGAGUUCGAUGCGGAAUGAGCCGCAGCUUGAGGAGCUGCUCCAUAUCGAGCCGGUGUGCGUCCGAGGCGGGCUCUACGAGGUGGAUGUUGCGCAUGGAGAGUGCUACCCUGUCUACUGGAAUCAGAGUGACAAAAUACCAGUAAUGCGUGGGCAGUGGUUCAUUGAUGGCACUUGGCAACCACUAGAAGAGGAAGAAAGUAAUUUAAUUGAACAAGAGCACCUUAAGCGUUUUAAGGGUCACCAAAUGCAAGAAAAUUUUGAUAUUGAAGUGACAAGACCCAUAGAUGGAAAAGAUGGCAGCGGAAUCAGCUAUGCUGUUGUCUACCACCUCCCUCCCUUCUCCCUCCCUUUGUUCAAAUGGAGAGGAUAUAAGGAGAGUACAGAUGCUGCAUGUCUUAAACGAAAGCGUUCCCAAGCUAUUCAUAGUUUCAAAUUGAGUCGCAACCAUGUGGACUGGCAUAGUGUGGAUGAGGUAUAUCUUUACAGUGAUGCAACAACAUCUAAAAUUGCAAGAACAGUUACACAAAAGCUGGGUUUUUCUAAAGCUUCAAGUAGUGGGACCAGACUCCAUCGAGGCUAUGUAGAAGAAGCUACUUUAGAAGAUAAGCCCUCACAGACUACUCAUAUUGUAUUUGUUGUGCAUGGCAUUGGGCAGAAAAUGGACCAAGGAAGAAUAAUAAAAAAUACAGCCAUGAUGAGAGAUGCUGCAAGAAAAAUAGAAGAAAAGCACUUUUCUAAUCAUGCAACACAUGUUGAAUUUCUGCCUGUUGAGUGGAGAUCAAAACUUGCUCUUGAUGGAGACACUGUUGAUUCUAUUACUCCUGACAAGGUACGAGGCCUAAGAGAUAUGUUGAACAGCAGUGCAAUGGACAUAAUGUAUUAUACAAGUCCACUUUAUAGAGAUGAACUAGUUAAAGGUCUUCAACAAGAGCUGAAUCGAUUAUACUCACUUUUCUGUUCUCGGAAUCCAGACUUUGAAGAAAAGGGGGGUAAAGUCUCAAUAGUGUCACAUUCCUUAGGAUGUGUAAUCACUUAUGACAUAAUGACCGGCUGGAAUCCUGUUCGACUUUAUGAACAGCUGAUGCAGAAGGAAGGUGAGCUACCUGAUAAACGGUGGAUGAGCUAUGAAGAACGACAUCUCCUGGAUGAACUCUAUCUAACUAAGCAGCGGUUGAAAGAAAUAGAAGAAAGAUUGCAAGGUUUGAAGGCAUCGACUAUAACACAAACACCUGCCUUAAAAUUUAAGGUUGAGAAUUUUUUCUGCAUGGGAUCCCCACUAGCAGUUUUUUUGGCAUUGCGUGGCAUUCGUCCAGGAAACAGUGGAAGUCAAGACCACAUUUUGCCUAGAAUCAUAUGUAACCGGUUGCUAAAUAUUUUUCAUCCCACAGAUCCAGUUGCUUAUAGAUUAGAACCAUUAAUUUUGAAACACUAUAGCAACAUUUCACCUGUCCAAAUCCAUUGGUAUAAUACUACAAAUCCUCUACCUUAUGAACAUAUGAAGCCAAGUUUUCUCAAUCCUGCAAAAGAACCUACCUCAGCAUCAGAGGGUGAAAAUUUGACAGCAGUAUCAAGCCCACUGACUUCACCAGUCAUGUCUCGACGACAUUAUGGGGAAUCUAUAACAAACAUAGGCAAAGCCAGCAUAUUAGGCGCCGCUAGCAUUGGGAAAGGGCUUGGAGGAAUGUUAUUUUCAAGAUUUGGACGCUCUAGUAGUUCAUCUACAUCACAGUCAUCUGACACAGCAAAAGAAGUAAUGGAAGAAGAAAAGAAGCUUGUUAACCCACCUGUCAACACCACUAUGGUCACACAGACCUUUCCACACAGCAGUUCCGGCUUUCUUGAUUCCACAUUGGAACUGGAUCACAGGAUUGAUUUUGAACUCAGAGAAGGCCUUGUGGAAAGCCGAUACUGGUCAGCUGUAACUUCACAUACUGCAUAUUGGUCAUCUUUGGAUAUUGCCCUCUUUCUUUUAACUUUCAUGUACAAACAUGAGCAAGAUAAUGCUGCAAAGCCAAAUUUAGAUCCAAUCUGAACUUCUGAAGGAACUUUAAUGGCACAAAAUUGAUGCUUGUUAAAAUUCAAUAUGUUUAAGACAUGGAGGUUUCAGGUUUAAGUAUGUUUCAAUUUUAUUUGGGGCAAGAAAUAUUUGUAUUUUAAAAGCACCUUAUUUUUUAAAAUAUUCAGUCCUAACCUAAAUAAGUUAAUUUCAAAUUUUCAGAUAGCAUUCUAUAUGGCAACACACAAGAAUGGUUAAUGAGGAAGACUUGAAAGACCACUGUGGUAACGACUAUUAUAUUAUAUUUAAGUAUAAAGAUAAAUUAUCCAAUGGAAUCUAAUUAGUUAACUAAAUAUACACACCUAAAAGUGUACAGGCCUAUUUAUGUAUCAGCAAAAAGUAAAAGGUGGUAUUUUAAAUUAAAAUCUACAAUUUCCACAGUUACACUGAGACUAUUCUAAUUAUAUAUUUAGAUUUUGUUGAAUUUAACUUACUUAGAUAACUAAUGCUUUUAAAAAGAAACAUGUCUAACUACUGUAUAAUUUAUUAUCAUAAUGUUUGAAACAUUACUUAAAAAAAACUUCAUUGGUUAUAACUUAAGAAACACAUUUAUUUUCUACAGUGUUACUGGUUGUUUUUAUUUUUUUCCAGGACAAUGUGUUUCUUUUUACUCUUCAGAUAAAUAUAGACACUGUGGCAAAUUUCCAUUUUUUUUAAUUAAAAAUGCUUUGUAGUUUCACACAAAUAAUAUUUGAAUUCAGUUCUUUUCCCCUGCAAAAUUCUAAAAUUCUUUUAGGUAUACCUGUAGCAUGAGAGAACUUUUAAAAAAUAAUUAGAAUUAUAAUACAUUUGUAUACCAAAAAAAGUGAAUUUAUGAAAUACUGCUAAAAAAUGCUUUCCAGGAAAUAACAAAAUUUAAGACACAAACAAAAUUAUAAGGCCUUAGAAGACUUUUCCUAAGAGAUAAAUAAUUUACACAGUGCUUUUCCUCUAAUGAGCUCAAAAGCUAUUCAGUAAUCUUUACUUUGCUGAAGUAAAGAAAUAAGCAUUAUUCUCAUUUUGCAGAUUAGUAAACUGAGGCACUGAGAUUUUUUUUUAAGUGCCUUGAACUAGAAUAGGUUACAAAUUAGAAAAUAGGUUAUGGCCAGAUUUCUCUUUUCUUAUUAUUAACUAGACCAAUUCACAUUCUUAUUUAUAACCUGUUAGAGGUCUGCAAGGGAUAACAAUGUAUAUUACACAAAAAUAGCCAUGGGACCAACACUCUCUAUUCUAUUCUUAGAAAUAUAUCACAUGUGGGGAAUGAGGUAUUUAAAAGGCAUUUGCCAGAAUAGAAGCUAUCUGCCUCACCUUCCAUACCAUUCCUAUUUUAUCCAUCCCUCAAGAAUAGUAUUGAGUGUGAGGGCAUCUCUGAUAAUGCUUGUUUUUACAUAUAUACACUUAAGUGUCAAUCAUAUUUCCUGUUUUGGCCUUUCCAUGAAUUUAUAUAAAGUAAAUCAAUUAUUUGAAAGUUUAAAAAAAUAGCAAGAAUAUUACCUAGCAUAGGAUUCACUAAGAAUCCCUUACUUUAAGAUACUUGGGAGCAUCUCACUGUGUAUGGUUUGACACUUGCAUACCCUGCAUUGUAAUUAGAGGUUUUUUUUCCUAUUUGGAAUGUGAAGUAUUCUUUUCACCUAAAAAAAAAAAAGAGUAAAAUACUAUAUUGUCCAUUUGAUUUGAUGCUUUUACAAUGAAAGGAAAACAUUCAUCCAGCCUUGGAAAAAGUGAGGUUUGGUUUUUUUUUAUUUCAUAUCAAGAAAAUCACAUGAAAUUCCUCAGCUCCUUUGAUGUUUUGAAGUUCUGUACAUGAGAAAGAUCAGGUUGCUUAUUCUAUUUUAUCUUAAAAUGAGACCUUCUCACCACCAUAAACUUUUUCUUUUUUAAUUUGAGAGGAUUAUGUAUACUGAUUAAACACUACAAUUUUUAUUUUAUAAGUACUAUAUUUGUUUCUGUAGUUCUGCAUGUGUUCAUGGGAUGUACCGGUACAUACUCAAGUAACACAUAGUAUGUGUAGUUCAGACUUAGAAGGUAUCAGUGCUGGGUAACAUUUUUUGCAUCCUUAUUUGAGCAACUAUUAAGUUGACCACAAAUUUAUUUGUUAUUUAGUUACAUUUUGGUGAUUAAUUUGGUACUGUUCAUAUGAUUCCAUUUUCUUAUAAAUUAUUUACCAAAAGCCAUUAGAAAUCAUAAUGGAGAAGCAUCUUGAUUGGAAAUCUAGCUGUUAAAUAUUAUAUUUUAAAGUCCAUUUCUCUAAAAUUAAUUUCUAGAUUUUUUUCCUGUUUUUAACCUGUAAAAUACAAUCAGUAAAUUGUCAUUGUUUAAUAAUUGAA
This is a messenger RNA of Monodelphis domestica (gray short-tailed opossum), 5392 nucleotides long. RefSeq names its product DDHD domain containing 1 (gene DDHD1). Gene Ontology annotation, cellular component: cytoplasm. The record is from RefSeq and is a predicted model, not a curated record. NCBI's taxonomy places the organism in Eukaryota, Metazoa, Chordata, Mammalia, Didelphimorphia, Didelphidae. Gene Ontology annotation, molecular function: metal ion binding; glycerophospholipase activity.